CGAUCAGUUGUCAACGACAUUUCCGUCCAUUAAAUUGAGUUUGUUGCAGAGCCUGUUUGUUACCAAAUUAGAAUAGCUAUCCGUUGAUAGCUAAGUUUGUACCCUUAAACGUUUUCUCAAUGGAGGGUUUCGAGUAUGUGGUCAAUCCUCCAGUUUGGCCGACGGUCGGAUUUCUCAGGAAAAUCCAUCGGGACUCGAGCGGAGACUUCUGUAGGGACAGCUAUACCAAAAAUAUUCCUUCGGUCGCACCUAAUACAUAUGAUGUACCCAGACCAAUGGGAUUUAAGUACCCGUCAAAGGCAGGAUUUUCUGCCUUGGCCAACAAGAUGCCACGACUACCAGUCUUUCGAGAACUGGGAUAUCCCCCAAUUGGAUCCUACGCUACCGAUUUUCCAGGAACUCAAUACUACUUCACUUUCAACAAGCAAACUGUGCGGGAACAAAAAUGGGUUACACCGGGCCCGUCAACCUAUACGCACCACCUCAAAUAUCCAGACUGGGACGUGGAGACAGCUUUCGGAUCCAAGCGCAUCAUCUGGCCAUCGGUGGCCGUAUUUUGCAGUCCCCAAAACAUUGUCAAAUGCUCGACAUGUGGCGAAAAGCCAGUGGGUGACUAUUUUCACAACUUUAGCAAUGACGCGGACAUGUGCCGACAAUGCAUGCAUGUCGAGAUGGCGGCGAUCAAGAAGUGCAAUCUCCAGGUGACGGAGCGGUACAGUCGGCAGCAGAAAAUCAAGCAAUUCGUACCGGCCAGAUACUGCGGUUUUUUCCACGAUCACAACCAAACUACGGCCACAAUUGAACGGGAUUCGCGGAAAGUGUUGCGCCAAAAGAUACGCGUGGAAAAUUACUUAUAUCGGCUGAAUGCAAAGAUAGAAUAGAGUUAUAAUAAUUAAUAAAAAGCGUAUAUGUUACA
This is a messenger RNA of Drosophila mauritiana, 916 nucleotides long. RefSeq lists its product as uncharacterized. NCBI's taxonomy places the organism in Eukaryota, Metazoa, Arthropoda, Insecta, Diptera, Drosophilidae. The transcript has 4 exons. Bases 120 to 881 code for a protein of 253 amino acids. The record is from RefSeq and is a predicted model, not a curated record.